Molecule: messenger RNA, 873 nt
Organism: Trypanosoma theileri
Lineage: Eukaryota; Euglenozoa; Kinetoplastea; Trypanosomatida; Trypanosomatidae
Product: DUF1237 domain protein
Exons: 1
Coding region: 1-873 (290 amino acids)
Biological process (GO): carbohydrate metabolic process
Source: RefSeq, a predicted model, not a curated record
AUGAAGGACAAGGAUCUUGCUACAUUGUUUGAAAACUGCUUUCCAAGCACAUUGGAUACGACGGUUUUGCGGGCGUCUGAGCAGGACACUUUCAUCAUUACUGGUGAUAUUAACGCCAUGUGGCUGCGGGACUCCAUGUUUCAAGUGCUCCCAUAUAUGCGUUUCGCAAAGCGGGACGAGAAGCUAAUGGAGAUGCUUCAUGGGUUGGUACGACGUCAUUUGGAAUCUGUAUUAAUUGACCCCUACGCCAACGGAUUUAAUGAGUUUGCUAACGACAACCACUACAUGGUUGAUAACAGGAUUCCACCGAUGCCACCCACCGUGUGGGAAGGCAAGUACGAAUUGGAUUCCCUCUGUGCUGUCAUUAAAUUGAACUAUGAGGUUGUCACAGCAGACUCAGGCAACGUUACGUUCCUCCAACCGGUUGUUCGACAAUGGAUAAAGGCCAUGGAGAUAAUUCUCGACACAAUGAGUGACCAGCAGAAGUCCACUGAAAUGCAGGAUAACAUUUAUCCAUACAUGUUCUUCCGCAGAUAUCCUCAUGGUGUCUUUGAGUACUAUCCUCGCAAAAACGCUACAGGGUACACUGGUAUGAUUCGCUCAGCCUUCCGCCCAUCUGACGAUAUGACGUCCAUGGAUUUCCUCGUGCCAUCCAACAUCAUGGCGUCAGUGGCUUUGCAGCAACUCAUGGAACUCUGCGGUACGAUGGCAGACACCUUUCCCGAAUACAGUAGACGUAAUGGUGAUAUAAAAUGCAACGCUGGGAGUUUACACCGCCUUUUUUUGUUGUUGUUGUUGUUCUUCGUUUCUUUAUGGAUAUUACUCCAAUGGUACGGCUAUCAGCCGUACACCGUAGAGUACCUUAAUUACUGA